AUGCCAAAAGAGCAGUAUAUGUGCCAGCUGUGCGCGAAUCAUGGAGUUUUCAAUCAGCCGAAGAAGGGGCACAAACAGAAGUGUCCUUAUAAGGAAUGCCCCUGCCCGCUAUGCGCAUUGAAUACAAAACGUCGCGCCUUGGACCAAAUUGAGCGCCAGCUUAAAUCGACGGAUCAACAACCCGUGUCGCCUACAUCCAUAAAAUGCCCUUCUCCCAGCUCAUCCACCCCUGUGGUUACGGUAGAAGCACCACGCGUACCCCAGACCUCCUCGAAAGCCACGAAAAAACCAGCACCCAUCCCGGAACCCGCAUUCCCCACAGCCCUCCGAAUUUCCCCGAGUGCCGUUUGUAUGCGAAAAAGCCCGAUAAUCACUAAAAGUGGCGCCUACAUGGUUGCCCUACCGCCGACCAUUACGAAGAAAGAAAUGCGGCGGAGUCUUCAGUUGAGGGAGCAACAAGCGGCCAAACGAGCCCGUUCGAUCGACGAGGCCAUCGAAAACCUACAUUCCAGACAACAAACAAAAAGCAUUUUCACAUCAGCAGAACUUUUGGCUGGU
This is a messenger RNA of Mesorhabditis spiculigera, 558 nucleotides long. The record is from the annotation of a GenBank genome assembly. NCBI's taxonomy places the organism in Eukaryota, Metazoa, Nematoda, Chromadorea, Rhabditida, Rhabditidae.